Molecule: messenger RNA, 3162 nt
Organism: Peromyscus californicus insignis
Lineage: Eukaryota; Metazoa; Chordata; Mammalia; Rodentia; Cricetidae
Exons: 2
Coding region: 16-1005 (329 amino acids)
Source: RefSeq, a predicted model, not a curated record
UGCCCCUGCUUUAGGAUGGAUGGUGUUGUCAUAGCAACGGCAGUCUGGGAGGGGGGCUCUGACUUUGCAUCGCCGAGCCCCUUCCCCCCUUCGGCUCCCCUUUUCCAAAUCUCCCUGUUCCCAUGGAAACAGAUUCUCCAAAUAUCUGUCCCCACCUGGAGCCGGCCGAGGGAGGGGCCCCCAGCACCACCUCCGCGGUGGCCCUGCCAUCAGAGUUUCCUCCCCACCACAGGCUGUGUCUCUGCCACACCCCCCGCCCAGGGCUCCCCCGCGCCUCUCUGGGGACCACAGAACACGUGUGCCAGCCGCCUCAGCUGUGAGGCCCCAGCCUCCACCCUCGGGGGUCCCAGGAGUCCAGGUCCCAGCUCUUACCUUGACAUUGCAGGCCCUGCUUUCCAAUGCCCCUGGAAGAAUCAAGGAUCUAAGGUCACGCCCCCACGGUGCGCCCUUUCCGCAGUUCUGGCACUCCAAUGGGUCCGAUCUGGCAGGAAGCCGUUCAUAGGCCGUGGGGAACCCUGGCCCGCCAGAGGCUGUCGAGCUCAGUGCACUCUGGGACUUAUAGUUGAGGCCCUCGUACAGGCUAUUCUUGGGAAGCAACAGAGAACUACUUCUCCCGGCGUGCCCUGCGUUGGCGAGGGUGUCUAUAGUACCACGCCUUCUUUGCGGUUUUUGCCUAGCUUGCGGUUGCGUCCAGAUUCCAGAAGGUGCAAGGGAGGUGGAGGAGUUCGAGUCAACUCACAAGCACCCUUCGCUGAACGCAGAGUUCCCUCCCCACCCGGCAAGCCACCUCUAAAUGUCUGUGGUUCUCUGGGGCGACGGGUGGAAGGCACUAGGAGUCCAGCUUCGUCCUCUGCUGCUUUUCCGAAUCAAUACAGCAGAUCACUGGAUGCUACAGCUGUGUUUAGUUUUGUUUCUUCUUUUUUUUUUUUUUGGAGGCGGGGAGAGGGAAAGCGAGACAGAAUUUCUCUGUGUAUAGCCCUGGCUGUCCUGGAAUGCACUCUGUAGACCAGGCUGGCCUCGAACUCAGAGAUCCGCCUGCCUCCCAAGUGCUAGGAUUAAAGGCGUGCGCUACCACCUCCCGGCUCUGUGUUUUGUAUUUUAAAAUAGGGGCUUGCACACCUUUAAUCUCAGAGGCAGAAAGAGCUCUGUGAAUGUGAUGUCAGCCUGAUCUACAUAGCAAGUUCCAGACCAGCCAGAGCUACACAAUGAGACUCUUGUCUGGUAAAUACAUACAUACCUACAUGGGUCUCGUGUAUUUCUGGCUGGCUUCAAACUUGCUAGGUAGUCGAGGAUGACCUUGAACAUCUGAGCUUCCUGCCUUCACCCCCCCCCCCAAAAAAAAAAAAAACUGGGUGUGCGGGCGUGCUUCACCACAGCCUGGGGGCUCGGGUGCUGAGGAUUAAACUGAAGGCCUUGUACCAGCUGAUCGGCACCCACAACCCUCUAGCUGUUCUUUCUAGUGUCUUCCAGAAGGUAUUCUUGAACCAGGUAGGGGAAGGAGUGGGCGUAAUGCCCUUCUGAGAAGAGGGAUUCAUGCAGAUAGGUCUUGGUAAACACUGAAAAACAUAAGACAUUUCUUACCCCAUGAGUAUGUGUCCUAACUGGCCCUUCUCCCAUGUACUUCCUGUUAAGUCUCAAACCUGGGACAAAAGGCUGAUUGACCUGCCUAUUUAACAUAUCAAAGCAGACCUGGCUGCCAGGUCCCUCCUGCAUUCCUUAGUCCCUGCCUGUGACAGAGUCUGGCUAGCACACUCGAUCCCUUCCCUAAACUACUCCAGCUCAGGGGUUGGGCUGCCCUUCUCCCAGUUGCCCUUCCCGAUAUAAUCCAGCUGUUUUGGCUGCAUGGCCCUUCUGUUUACCUUUUACCCUCCUGGCCUCUUGGUCUCCUGGUUCUCCCCUCUCCCCUCCCUGCUCUUCUCACAUGGCCCAGCUCAGGGUCAUAUUCUCUCUGGACUCUCCUAGAUAUCUCUUUGGCUAUGCUCUCCCUUCUGUCUACAAUAAACCUUCACCUCCACCAUACCUAAGAGCAGUCGUGUCCUUCCCUUUUUAUUUUUUGUUUUUCAUUCAUUUCCAAAUUUUGCAAUGUUUUCCAAGUUACAGGAGCAAAAAAAGGUUUCAUAUGAUCCUGGAAUGUUUUUUAAUGACUUAUUUAAUUUUAUGUGCAUUGGUGUCUUGCCUGUGUGAGGGUGUCAAAUGCCUGGAACUGGAGUUAGAAGCAGUUGUGAGCUGCCAUGUGGGUGCUGGGAAUUGAACCUGGGUCCUCUGGAAGAGAAGCCAGUACUCUUAACCGCUGAGCGGUCUCUCCAGCCAGAUCCUGGAAUUUCUAUGGGUGUGUUUUAUGUAUGUGAUAUUCAGGUGAAUUUCAGCAGCGAGGGGCAGGAUCAGAUCUGGAUGGAGUGGGUCCCAACCGGGCAAGGGUACGUUGGACAGAUAGUCAAGGAGAAGGCAGCUAUGAAUGGUACUUAGGAGAUAGACCAGUGUUGCAUGAACUGUCAGGAGACUGUGCUGGGAAACACAGGGAAAUGAGUGCAUUUUGGAGAAAACUGUUGCACUCAAAUUGGAAUGAAUAUAUGAGAUAGGGUUUCCCUGUGUAGCUGUGGCUGUCCUGGAAUCAGCUCUGUAGACCAGGCUGGCCUUGAACUCACUGCCUGCCUCUGCUUCCCAAGUGCCGGGAUUAAAGGCAAGGGCAACCCAUACCCAGCUUGGACGUUGUAUUUUUUUAACUUACUUUUGUGUGUCUGUGUCCGGUUGUGGAGGCCAGAGGGUGUCAGCAGUUUUAACCUCUGAGCUAUCUAUCUCUCUUGGAACUGGAGUUGUGAUCUGCUAGGGUGGGUGCUACGAACUGAACUCCAGCACUUUGAACUGCACCCCCUCUAUCGCCAAGACAUUGUGUUUCUGAAUUGCCAAGGUGAGAUUUUCCUCCCGAAUCUCUGUGUGUGUUGCUAGGGAUAGGACUGCUAGGGCCUCGUACAUGCUAGCAAGCACUCUUCCUCUGCGCGACUUGCUAAACCACGGUGGCUUAUAUCUCUCAAGUACUCAUGGGACUCUCUGGGGGAGAAAUCAUGUUCAUCUCUUUCCUAGCCAACCUUCCUGGUUUCUUCCCUCUUUUUAAAGAUUAUAAAAUGAGCCGGGCGGUGGUGGCACAUGCCUUUAAUCCCAGCA